Messenger RNA from Pedinophyceae sp. YPF-701, 3534 nucleotides. The record is from the annotation of a GenBank genome assembly. NCBI's taxonomy places the organism in Eukaryota, Viridiplantae, Chlorophyta, Pedinophyceae.
AUGAAGUCGCUGCUGCGGAGGAUCAGCUCGAAGAAGCGGGGGCCGGGCGCGGGCGGGGGCCUCUGCACGACGCUGCCCGCCACGCAGUCAGGUAUUCCGUCCGGUGACGAGGCGGAGCCAGAGGCGCCUCUCAAGGCGCCCAAGGAGGCCGACGCAGCGUGGGAGUCGCUGGCCGAAGCCUUGCCCGUCGUCUCUACCGUGGAAGAGCCUCCAGCGGAGCCAAGCACGGACGAUGAGCCAGAAAGCGCCGGAAAGGAGGGGCCGGAGCCCGCGGUUCCCGGCGAGGCGCCGUCGCAGGACCCGGAGAGCGACCACGUAGUUGACGCGCCCGAGAGCGAGGCGGUGCCGGCGGCCGACCCCGUCGACGAGGCCCCCGCCCCUGCGCCCGAGCCCGCAGCUGUCGUCGAGGAGGAGGCGGAGGCGGCGGCAUCCGGGCCAGCCCUGACCUCAAACGGCCCGAAAGCCUUGGAGGUGGCAGCGCAGCACAUGCGGGGCAGGCAGCAGCGCGCGCCGAUGAACCGCCUGGACUCCCUGCAGCAGGUCCUGAACGUGCCCGCGUCGCAGCUCGAGAGGGAGUCGCCCGGGCCGCCGCCCGCGGGCACGCGCGGCCUCCCAGAGGACGCUGGCGGGCCAACCGACGCGGCGCCGCCCACGGGGUGGGCGAGCUCGGCGCUCUCCACGCCGCGCGACACGUCCGGGAUGCUCGGGACGAUCCGCGAGGCCAGCAACACGGGCCAGUUCGCCUCGCAGGGGCCGGAGCACGCGCGCAGGAUGACCGACGCCGCCCUGCGUGGCGGCGAAGUGCAGGCGUGCAACUGGCGCAUCGCGGUGAUCACGGCGCAGGGAGAGGACUCUGGCACGCACCAGCGCGUGGUGCUCACCCUGCGGGACCGGCACGGGCGGAUCCUGGGCGGGCAGCCGCAGGAGCUGAUCGCGCACGGACCGCCGAACGACUUCGCGCCGGGCGCCACCACCGUGUUCCAGAUCGUCGUGCCGGAAGAGUUCGCCCUCGCGGGCCCGCUGUACGCGCUGGAGGUGGAGCUGAAGCCGCGGCGGCCGGGAGUCCCCCCCGGGACGUGGCACAUGCAGAAGAUCGAGAUCAUCGACGACGACAACGACCGGUGGUACGAGUUCCAGCUCUCGGACCGCUGGGACGGCGUGUUCGACACCGCGGUGCCGCGCGUGUGGACGUGCCCCGACCACCACGCCGGCAAGGCGCAGGACAUUGCGCUGUCGGAGGGCGCGGAGCACCUCGACCCGCCGGGCACGGAGGCGCGCCGCGAGCCGAACAUGGCGCCGGAGCCGUCCGUGCGCGCCGAGGGCGAGGCGCUCGAGGCCUGGGCGCGCUCGCAGCAGGCCGGGCGCGUGGUCACCGAGGCCGGCCUGCAGCUCGCGUCCCUGCGCGAGCGCUCCCCGCUCCUCUACGUCCAGCUCUGCCAGCUCUCCGUCCUCCCGGCCUCCUUCGACCGCCUCUCCGCCACGGACAUCGCCGGCGCCUACGAGAGCACCUUUGAGCAGCUGCUGCUCCAAGGGUUUCUCACGUUCGACGCGCGCACCGAGCGCUGGGGGCUCUCCAAGGCGAUUCCGCGGGCCGAGCUCGAGACCGCGGCCAGCGGCCUCGCCGUGCCGGGCGGCCUCACGCUGCACGACGUCGCCACGGGCGCGCUGGCGCAGCACUUUGCGCGCGUCAUGCUCGGACUCACUGCGUGGUACGACUCGCGGCAGGCCCCGCAGGCGCUGGCCACCAUCCGGCUGGAGACACACAACAUCGUUGCGGCGCUCGCGGCGUGCGAGACGCACGCCGCGCUGAUCUACCAGCUCGACGAGGAGCAGCGCGUGCUCGACGCCCGCAACGUCGGCCGCCCCGACCGCUUCAGCGGCCGGCCGGACUCGGUGACGGAGGUGUUCUCCAGCCCCGUCAUCGUCGCGGCCGCGGUGCCGCUCUCCGCGCACAUCCUCGUCGGGCGGAUCCCGCAGGACCGCGUGGAGCGCGCGCUGAGCGCGCUGCUGCUCGCGUACGAGGACGGCGUGGUCGCGUCGCUGCGGGAGAACGGCAUCGGCAUCCGCGAGGGCGGCGGCGCGUUGUCGUCCGAGGUGAUCGCGGCGGAGCUCUCGUCGCUGCGGUCGCACGCCGCGGAGCAGCACGGGCAGGACGCGCUGGCGUCGCCGCGGCAGGGCGGCGGCGGCGGCGUGCCGCUGGAGGACCUGUUUCGCGACAGCGGCGACGUGCUCGGGGUGGCGCGGUCGCGGCGGCUGGCGCACCUCGCGCGCCUGCUGCUCGCGUUCGCGGACGUGCGCAUCGCGAACGGGCGCUUCGAGGACUCCCGCGUGCUGCUGAAGCACGCGAUGGCGAUCGUGACGGCGGUGCAGGGGCCGUCGUCGCGCGCCAUGUCGAGCUGCUACGCGUCGAGCGCGCGCGGCGCGCGCCUGCAGGGGCACUUCAUGGAGGCCGCGACGCUGCUCGCGCGCGCGAAGGCCGCGCUGGAGCUCGAGGGCGCGCUGGUGCAGGGCGCCGCGCCGUCGCUGCGCCUGCAGCACGCGUCCGUGGUGAACAGCCUCGCGGGCGUGCAGGCGCAGCUCGGGAAGCCGCAGGAGGCCGUGAAGCACUUCGAGGCCGCGCUCGAGACGCGCCGCGCGCUGCUCGGGGAGCGCCACCCGGACGUGGCCGCGUCGCUGGCCGACAUGUCGCUGGCGCUGCAGGCGCUGGGGGAGAUCGAGGAGGGCCGCGACCGGUCGUACGAGGCGCUGGCGAUCAUGGAGUCGGCGCUCGGUCCGCAGGGCGCCGCCCUGCUGCCCGUGCUGUGCAACCUCGGGGGCGCCGAAGAGGCGCUGGGGAACUUCGCCGCGGCCGAGACGUACCUGCAGCGCGCCGUGAAGAUCGCGCGCAGCGGCGACAGCACGCGCGGCCUCGCGGGCGCGCUCACGAACCUCGCGCUGGUCCACGACGCGCAGGGGCACCCCGACCAGGCGCUGGCGGGGUACCAGGAGGCCCUGCGCGUGCAGGAGGAGGCGCUCGGCGACCAGCACCCCGCGCUGGCGCUCACGCUGUACAACAUGGCCGCGAUCCAGUGCGGGCGCGACCUCGCGGCGGCCGAGAAGCUCCUGCAGCGCGCGCGCGAGCUGCAGAUCAGCGCGAUGGGCCCCGUGCACCCGUCGCUGGCGACGACGCUCGCGGCGCUGGGGAGCGUGGCGGAGGCGCGCGGGGAGCAGGAGGCGGCGCUGGGGCUGUACCAGCAGUCGCUGGACAUCCGGCGGCGCGCGUGCACGUCGGAGGCGUCGCGGCACCUGCUCGUGGCGUCGCUGGUGGACCUGGCGCGGUGCCAGCUGCAGCUCGGGGCGCGGCAGGCGCCCGAGGAGAUGCUCGCGGAGGCGCUGCGGGAGGCGCGGGGCGCGGCGGUGUCGCCGCUGCUGAUCGAGCGCUUGCUGGGGGUGGUGCAGGCCCUGGGGGACGCCGGGUGCGACGUGGGCGGGCUCGAGCAGACGGCGGCGGAGCUGCAGGCCGCGCUGCCGAUGCCGGGGAUAGAGACGAUGUGA